AUGGCUGCCAACAACUCCAACGAAGGAUGGUAUGACGAGACGGCGUACUCGACGCCCGAGGAUGCCUUGAAGAAGAUGACAUUUCCUCCCAGCAGACUGCACAGGCCGGAGCUGUAUCCAGAAGAGCAGGAGAUCUUGAACCACAUCUGCGGCUGGUCCCACGUGAUGAACAAGCUCUUUAAUCAGUCCAUCGAGCCUGGGCGGCCUUUCUACGACUUUGACGACGCCAUGACAUACGAUAUCUACGGUUUCACCCCUCGCGGCGGGAUGUUGGAGCACUACAACCAGACGUUCCACUAUUUCUCCAACUCGAGAUUCGAAAUGAAGGAUCUUGAGCCUGUGGCGACGUCCAAGACCUCGGGCUACAUCACCAUGAUGCAGCGCCUAGUGGGUGGCACAUCUGAUGACGGUAACAAGUUCGAGAUGACAUACCGCAUCACGUAUAUUCUUGCAAAGAUUGACGGAGCUUGGAAGUUCGUUCAUGAGCAUGUUUCGUUCCCGGUUGAAAUGUCAUCCAUGAAGGCUGAUCCCACAUGCACCAUCGAUCCCCUCAAGGCUUUCAAAGGUAUCGCAAGCCAGUAG
Molecule: messenger RNA, 582 nt
Organism: Fonsecaea nubica
Lineage: Eukaryota; Fungi; Ascomycota; Eurotiomycetes; Chaetothyriales; Herpotrichiellaceae
Exons: 3
Coding region: 1-582 (193 amino acids)
Source: RefSeq, a predicted model, not a curated record